UGUCAGAAUCACCCAUGCCUCCAAUAAACGGCAGGGCAUAAAGCUGUCCCAUGAACCCCUCAUCUCCAUACUAAACCCUCUGUUAACGGGCCGAGCCGCGCGCUCGGCGAAAUGACUACUAAUCAUUCCAUCUACCGAGGAUGACCGAACCUGGACCUCUAUAUCAACCCACGGCGUCUCGAGGUGCCUUUGAAUAAUAUCUAGCUAUAUUUAAUACACAAAGCUUGGUUUAUUCAAUUGACUGCCAUCAUGACUACUCGGUCUCCCAACCCCGUCGCCCUAGUCGUGGGCGCCUCUCGAGGCAUUGGCCGCCAGAUUGCUAUCGACCUCGCGAAGAACGGAUACACCGUAAUCAUAGCCGCCAAAUCCGCCACCUCGCCAGAUCCCACAGCAUCCUUCCCACCAGACCCUAACUCCCCCGCCUCCACCAUCCACACCGUCGCCCGCGAAAUCACCCUCGCUGGUGGCACCGCCCACCCCAUCCAAGUCGAUGUGCGCGACCCCACCCAGGUCGAUAACCUGGUGAACGAGACUGUACGGAUCAGCGGUGGUCGGCUGGAUGUUCUGGUCUACAAUUCUGGUGCGAUAUGGUGGUCGUCUGUUGCCAAUACGCCUCUCAAGAGGUUCCAGCUGAUGCAGCGGGUUAAUCCGGAGGGUCUGUAUGCGACAAUCAUGGCGGCGUUGCCGGUAUUUGAGAAGAACGGGUGGAAGGGGAGAAUUGUGGUGGUCUCGCCGCCGAUUUAUUCGAGGUUUUUCAGGGGAAAGACGGCUUAUGCUAUGGGCAAGGUCGGGAUGAGUGUGCUCACUCGUGGCUUGGCUAUGGAUUGGGUGAGAGAGGGCAAGUCGGAUAUGGCUAUUACUAGUAUUUGGCCUGCUGCGGCUGUUGAAAGCGCAGCAACGGAGAUGAAUCCUGCAAACAAUGGCGAUUCGCGAAAGGCUGAUUUGAGGAAGCCGACAAUCUUCUCUGACGCAAUUCUCGGGAUCUUAAACACCCCAGCACACGUCGUGAACGGACUUCUAGCUCUCGAUGAGGACUUCCUUCGUGAUUACUGCGGGGUGACCGAUUUCUCCAAGUACUCCGUCAUCCCCGGAAGCAAUCCAAGACGCAUGAUGCCGAAAGAGAUGCCCGUGCUAGAAGUCGCAGAGCAGGACGACGAGGGAGUGAGGAUGGACAGUAGCAAAGGGAAGGGAGAAGCGAAGCUGUAACGCCC
This is a messenger RNA of Aspergillus costaricaensis CBS 115574, 1211 nucleotides long. RefSeq names its product short chain dehydrogenase family protein. The transcript has 5 exons. The coding region runs from base 250 to 1206 and encodes 318 amino acids. Lineage: Eukaryota; Fungi; Ascomycota; Eurotiomycetes; Eurotiales; Aspergillaceae. The record is from RefSeq and is a predicted model, not a curated record. Gene Ontology annotation, molecular function: oxidoreductase activity.